This is a messenger RNA of Cotesia glomerata, 868 nucleotides long. It is a transcript of the gene mRpS26, whose product is annotated as probable 28S ribosomal protein S26, mitochondrial. The transcript is spliced from 3 exons. Bases 148 to 804 code for a protein of 218 amino acids. The record is from RefSeq and is a predicted model, not a curated record. NCBI's taxonomy places the organism in Eukaryota, Metazoa, Arthropoda, Insecta, Hymenoptera, Braconidae. Gene Ontology annotation, cellular component: mitochondrial small ribosomal subunit.
AAAUAGAGUAAAUAAAGUAAAUAAACUCCAAAAAAAAUUAAUUUAUUUAAAUAAAUAAUGAAAAAUUAAUUUUAAUAAUAAAUAAAUAAAUUUGUAAAAAUUGUAAAAUUUGUUAUUGGUGUAAAAAAAUAAAAAAAUAGGAGCAAAAUGCUGCGGACAAGUGGAACUAUAAAUAAAAUGAUGAACAAUUUAAUAAUUAAUGAAUGGGUUGGAAUAAAUGCAAUUAAUUCACAAACAAUAAGAUGGUGGAAAAGAAAACCAAUGUGGUUGCCGCCGGCGAAAUCAAAGUUGUUUAGAAUAAACCCCAGGUUAAGGCUGCCACCGGAGGAAGCAAUUGAGAUAAGACGGCUUACUAAUACUUAUCAUACUCAGUGGAAAUCACUCAUAGGGUACUUCAUGAAAGUUGUCGAAGAAAACAAAGAACAGUUAGACGAAAAACUAAUAAGAAAAACCGAAGAAGAAGACUUCCAAAAAAGCAUGGAGAUAAACGACCAGUGGAAUAAGGUACAAGCUCAGAACCGCGAGGAGAGACGUCGUCGAGAAGAAGCUCUGCGCAAGAUAGAGAUUCUGAAGAAGGUUGACGCUAAAAAGACGCGUGAUGAAGGAAUUAUGAAUGAAGUUGAGACUAAGGUCAAGAAAUUAAAGGAACAGGCCAAGGCUUUUAUUACUGAGGAGAAUAUUGAUCAGGCUAUUGAGGAAGCUAUGGCUAAUCCUAUUAAUUAUAAUUAUGCUAUUGAUUCCGUGGGAAAUAAGUAUGAUAAGAGUAUUGUCGAGGAACAGAUCAAGCAAUCAGUGCAGCAGUAGUUUUUUAUGUAAUUUUGUUAUUAAUAAAUAUUAUUGAAAAAGAAAUAAAUAGAUUUUUAUUGGA